Penaeus monodon (black tiger shrimp) is the source of this 2119-nucleotide messenger RNA. RefSeq lists its product as uncharacterized. The transcript has 7 exons. The coding region runs from base 33 to 2015 and encodes 660 amino acids. Lineage: Eukaryota; Metazoa; Arthropoda; Malacostraca; Decapoda; Penaeidae. The record is from RefSeq and is a predicted model, not a curated record.
ACAAACAACCGCCUAAUUUCGCAUCAACCGAUAUGCUUGCUGUUGACGAGGAUUUCGUGGAACAGAUGCGCCGCGUGCAGGUGGCGGUGGCCGUCAACAUCGUGCGGGAGACUCCUUCCCACCUCACCCCGCGACGCUAUGCUACAAACCUCCUCUCCGUCCUCGCCAGGUCACUAAGCGCCAACGACCAGGCAGAGAAUGCGUCACGAGCCGCCCGAACGCCCGCAAAGGCUUCCCACGCGCCUGCCCAGGCUGCUUGCUCGGAGGCGCCUGCACCAUUAGCUCCAUCAUCUCUCCCGGCAACAACACCAGCGACAACAGCCUCGCGAGAUGGCAACUCAAGCGCAGCUGUUGCACAAGCUUUCUGCACGACUCAGCAUUCGGGAGACGUCGAGGAAAGCGCUAGGGCUGCUGAAGGGAGGAUCAGUGAGGCUCAGCAGUCGAUAAGACGGGCUGAGCAUCCUUCGGAGAGGCAGGCAGUAUAUCAACAUUCUUUGCAGACGUCAGUAGGAGAUGUGUAUCCUAUGGGCAUGACGAGGGAAUCUCAGCAUCCUACCAAGAGGGCAACAACAGUUUCACAUCAAUCACACACAGAGGCAGGAACUAGGGAUAUUGCAGCUCAAUGUCCCAGGAAGGUAGAAGCAGGAUCCCAGCAUUCCACAAAGAUAUUGACAGCAGUCCAUCAUACUGCGCAGACGACUAGAGGAAGUGGGCAUCGUAGGGGGGCGGCAAGUGCGGCGCAGCAUACCACAGAGCCAGGGGUUUUAGUUCAGCAUCCAAGGGAAAUGACAACAUCAACUCAAACUGUUUUGCAAACAGUUAGGAAUACCCGGCGUCAAAGAGCGGCGGCAGGAGCAACUCGGCUCUCUACAUGGACUGGAACAACUGCUCAGCAGCCUAAUCAGGGCACGAGAGCAAGUGAAUGUCUUGGAGAGGUAGCAGGAGCAGUCCAGCAUUUUGGAUUCGUACAUUCUCGACAGACUUUACAUCAACAAAGACUCCUGAGUCGACUUGGGGCCGUAAGUCCUCAGGAGCAACCCAGAGAGGGAGAUAAAUCCAGCGAGUUGCUGCAUCCCAAGAGGCAAGAAAACUGGACUUUCAGUUCCUAUCAAUCACUGGCGGCAGAGAUAGAGCGAGAAAUGGAGCAUUUUAGGGCUGGAAUGCCAGUAGACUGGCCCAAGUGUCGCGAGAUCGCCCAGAUCUUGGGCGAUCGGGUGGCCGCGGCGCAGAAGGCGGACAGGGGCCUGGAGGAGACUUGUUUGGGCGUCACAACCAAGUUUGUUGCCAUGCUCCUUAGGGCAGAGAGAGAAGGGCCAUCUCCACUACUUUACGACCAGCGGCGGCACCACGACCGCACCGCAUACUGGUGGUGCGUGUUAGGUAAGGUCACGGGCGUGGUGACCCCUCUAUGCACGGCACCUCCUCUGAUGCUGAGGUCAGGAAAUAUCCUCGUCGAGACGCUGAUCAACAUCGUGCGCACAUGCGCGAGGGCAGGCUCGGAGGAGGACCCGAGCUUCGAACUGGCCUACACGAUCGCCUCCGUUCUGAGCAGGGUCGUCGCGCGCGGCGGGGCAGCCGUGUUGGACGAUGCGAAGGAUCGCCCUUCUCCUAGGACUUCCGAGGAAAUCUCGCAGGACGUGGCUGCGGCUGGCGUGCCCUCCCUGGACGCGGCGCUGGCGGCUUUAGAGUCCUCCCUCUCCCGAGACUCGGUUCAUCUCUUCGACGGCGUCCUCGGCUCGGCCAUCGCCAGUCCCUCCGUGAGCUCCCCUCUUCCCACCCACUCCAGCAGCCUCUCUCCGGAGGACGCCGGCGCCCGCAGGUUCGCUAUGGACGCCCGAUGGCACCUGCUGUACUGGAAGUCCGUGCUAGAGGACCAGUGCCUCGCCCUGUUCUCGGGCAGCGACGACGACGCGCUUCCGAUGUUCAUUCUGCAGCUGCAGGAAAUUGUUCAGACGAUCAGUCGCAUCUGCCAGGAUACGGAGGAGGCUGUACUCAUGAACCACGAUAUGGAAUAAGGAUCAUCUGAAUUACUGGUGUGUGUAAGGAUACAUGUGUAUUAAUCGUGCGUUUUUUGUAUGAAUUCACUGAUUAUGGAAUUAAAUAUUUGUCAUUCAGUUCA